CACUCUCUUGAUAUUCAAUUUGUGGUGGAACCAUGACGUUGUAUAUAUGAAUCUUCUUGCUGCAGUAAAACCUCUAUCGAAUCAAAAGGGGAUGAAAUCGUGCAACCUGUAUAACACAUCACCUGCUGAACCUGAAACUUCGCAUAAUCAUCCUUUUUGUGCGAAUCGGAAACUGAGAAAUUUUCCCCAUUUCUCGUAUCCCCCCGCUACACCAAGGCAAUGGAUUACACAUAUGGACACGACAAACAGUACCUUUAGCCGAUUCACCAUCGUCAAUGACAAGGAAUCUUAUUCCGUAUGCGACCAACUCGAACUCUUAAUCGAAGCACGGAACGGCUACGAUGAGCCCAAGACGUACGGUGGAGAUUUAUUUCGCAGCAAGAUCUUCACUCAAAACGGGUCCUUUAUUGCAGGCUCGGGGACAGAUGGUGAAGUCCUUGACCUUGGCAAUGGGAGUUAUAGCGCCUUCUUCACUCUAAAGUGGGCCGGGACUAUCCGUAUCAAUGUCACUUUAGUUGUCCCGAGUGAAGCUGUUUUCGAACUACAAAACCUGAAGGAAACAUUGCAGCCUCGUGAGAAUUAUCUGGGGAAAUUCAGCAAGAAGAUAGGUGGAAAAGAUGUAGCAGAAGAAGUGAGAUGUGGCCACGUGCCCGUUGACAGAUUGACGUCGAUAUGCAACCUAUCUAAUCCUUAUGUGGGAUUAACAUGGUACUGUCAGAAACCUAAUUCAAGCCUUCUCUCUUGCGCUGAUUGGACAGCGUUUAAGACACUUGAAUGGCAGUUCAACAAAAGGAUUGAAGACGAAGGUUACAGCAGGAGAUCGUCUGUAGUUCAUCGCCGUGCAGCUCCAAUCGUGGGCCAUCCCAAUCACGUGACAGUAAACGGCGAAUCUGGUGACUUUAUAAAUGAACAAGUGGAUCGUCUACCAGUGUGUGGCCAACAGCAUGACCGCCUUCAAGUUAUACCGUGGGUGGCGGGCUUCUACCGGAAUAAACUUUGGUUUCCUCCCACUUGCAAAGCGAACCACUUCACCAAAGACGAGGUACAGAAGUGUUUGGCUAACAAGAAGAUCUACUUUUAUGGCGAUUCGACCAUCAGACAAGUGUAUUCUAAAUUGGCCAAGACAUUAAUUGGGGCCAAAUACCGCGAAGCGCACUGGAUUGCUCCUGUUGGCAUAUUCGUAUCUGAAUAUGACAUUCAUUUGAAUUACAGCUUCCAUAACAUUCCUAUACGCAACUUUCAAUGGUAUAAAUUAGCUACCCUUCGAUUCAUUACAAAUGAACUGGACCGCAUCGGGUCUAAUGAGACCGUUGUCGUUGUCAUAUGUCUCUGGUCGCAUUUUCAACCUCUUUACAGGUCGUUUUACAAGCAGCGGAUCAAGUCCAUUACUGAUGCCGCCCGGAGGCUACUCAACAGAAACCCCACGGCAGUUGUCAUGUUUAAGGGUGGAAAUACCCAAAAUCCUUACGGGCCGAGGGCCCAGUACUUAAAUGAGCACUACGCGCGAGACAAUGAAGAAGCCCUGAGACGCAUCCUCAAGUCUUAUCCAAAGAUACAUUUUCUGGAUGCUUGGGAUAUGAGUAAAGGACAACUUGCCCUUGCUGAUACUCAUCCUCCGGAACCUCAUGCCUCAAACUUGAUCGAUCAAAUUCUGACAAUAGCUUGCCCUAGAUCUGUUUGA
Molecule: messenger RNA, 1681 nt
Organism: Strongylocentrotus purpuratus (purple sea urchin)
Lineage: Eukaryota; Metazoa; Echinodermata; Echinoidea; Camarodonta; Strongylocentrotidae
Product: NXPE family member 3
Exons: 4
Coding region: 47-1681 (544 amino acids)
Source: RefSeq, a predicted model, not a curated record